CAAUUGCAUGUCAACUGUUACUUAUUUUGGCAUUCUAAUUCUUAUUAGAACCAAAUUUUUGCUAAAAUAAAAAACCUAUAUUUUAAUUGUUAUUUUUUGUGUAUACUAUUCCUUUUUUAAACAUGAAUGCUCUAAAGUUGACCAGAAACUCUUUGGGUUUGAUUCGUGGAUUUCAUGUCAGUGCUAUAAAUGCUGCUGAAGCCCAAGCUAAACCUAAAAGACUAAAGAAAUUUGCCAUCUAUCGUUGGAACCCAGAUGACCCAAAAUCUGAACCAAAAGUUCAAGAAUAUGAAAUUGAUUUGAAUGAUUGUGCUCCUAUGGUUCUGGAUGCACUGAUCAAGAUCAAAAAUGAAAUGGAUCCCACCCUCACUUUCCGAAGAUCUUGCAGAGAAGGUAUUUGUGGGUCUUGUGCUAUGAAUAUUGAAGGUGUAAAUACUUUAGCCUGCAUAUGCAAAAUAAAUACUAAUAGUGGUACUUCAAAGAUCUACCCAUUACCACAUAUGUAUGUGGUUAAAGAUCUGGUACCAGAUUUAUCUCAUUUUUAUGAUCAGUAUAAAUCGAUCAAACCAUGGCUUCAAAGAAAAGAUGAAAGUAUUGGUAAAUACCAGUAUUUGCAAGAUAUGAAGGACAGGGAGAAGUUAGAUGGUCUUUAUGAGUGCAUUUUAUGUGCUUGUUGCUCUACUGCUUGCCCAAGUUAUUGGUGGAAUGGUAAUAAGUAUUUAGGACCUGCAGUUUUAAUGCAGGCCUACAGAUGGAUAAUCGACUCUCGAGAUGAAGCAACAAAAGAGAGAUUGGACAGCCUCAGAGAUGCUUAUUCAGUAUUUAAAUGUCAUACUAUUAUGAACUGCUCCAGGACUUGUCCUAAGGGCUUAAAUCCUGGAAGAGCUAUUGCUGAAAUCAAGAGACAUUUAGCUGGUCUCACCAAGAAAGCACCCCCAAUGUUGAAUCCAGUAGGUUUAGCUAAUGCUUGAAGAGUAUUCAAUUGUUAAAAUGUACUUGGGUUCAAUGUUGUUUUAGACGCUUAACUGUAAUUGAUGAAUAAAUAACUUCAGUAUUUUAAGUUACAACAAUCCUUAAAUAUUCGAA
This is a messenger RNA of Harmonia axyridis, 1086 nucleotides long. RefSeq names its product succinate dehydrogenase [ubiquinone] iron-sulfur subunit, mitochondrial-like (gene SdhB). Lineage: Eukaryota; Metazoa; Arthropoda; Insecta; Coleoptera; Coccinellidae. The transcript is spliced from 6 exons. Gene Ontology annotation, biological process: aerobic respiration; respiratory electron transport chain; tricarboxylic acid cycle. Gene Ontology annotation, cellular component: mitochondrial membrane. The record is from RefSeq and is a predicted model, not a curated record. Bases 123 to 971 code for a protein of 282 amino acids. Gene Ontology annotation, molecular function: electron transfer activity; 2 iron, 2 sulfur cluster binding.